Drosophila grimshawi is the source of this 1110-nucleotide messenger RNA. Its product is annotated as protein-L-histidine N-pros-methyltransferase. Gene Ontology annotation, molecular function: protein-L-histidine N-pros-methyltransferase activity. NCBI's taxonomy places the organism in Eukaryota, Metazoa, Arthropoda, Insecta, Diptera, Drosophilidae. Bases 124 to 1059 code for a protein of 311 amino acids. The transcript has 3 exons. The record is from RefSeq and is a predicted model, not a curated record.
UUAUCUUGUUUGUUAUAAAAAUUAAUUGUCAGUUAUUUGUUUUGAGGGUAUGUAAAUGUGAAUUGAAAACGUUGUGCUCGUUGUGAUAUGGGAAUGUGAAUGGAAAUAAUUAAAUAGUUAACAAUGGCCGUUUAUCGACCCAGGGGCACGUUGGCACGUGUUAUCUAUGCCAAAUUCCAUAAUGACAAUUUUCUGGAGAAUAUAGACACACAACAGUGGUAUUCAUUGAACUGCAGCGAACUGCCGGAAAGAUUUCAGUCGAAAUUCGUUGCCCUCAAGCAGCCAGACACAAUAACAAUAAAAUGGCUGGAGCGUGCAAAAAUGUUAUCUUCAAAUAUUUGGUUGCACUUGUGGCAUGCGCUCGCCAGGUCUGUUCUACAGUUUUUUAUGACACAGACGGAUAUCAAUGGCCUGCUAAAACGCGGCUCCAUGUUCAUUCUAUCUGAGGAUCAAUUCUAUAAGCUGCUGGAGGCAGGCGGUUUUGUAGCGAGAUCUUUACCUCAAACAAUUACGUUGCUGGACAUUGGCGCGGGUGACGGUGAGGUCUCGCUGCGUGUGGCAAACAGUGUCACGGAACUAAGUGGAAAUGCAGUUUUGCAGGUCUUUGCCACCGAGGCUAGUUGGACAAUGCGCGAGAGGCUAAAGAAAUUGAAUUUUAAUGUAGUUACCGAAAUACAAGAGCUGCAGAAUGUUGAACUAAUUUCAUGUCUUAAUGUUCUGGAUCGAUGUUUUGACUCUUUCAAACUGUUGGAGGAUAUACAUACCGCCUUGGCUCCACAUGGACGAGCUGUAAUUGCAUUGGUGCUUCCCUACAUGCACUAUGUGGAGACGAAUACAUCGCAUUUACCAUUGAGGCCACUAAUGGACAAUCCCAACAAGCGAAAUGGUCGCGGCACAUCCUUCGAGGAGGAAGCAACAAUGUUUUUGGAAUUACUCGAGAACUGCGGCUUUCGUGUCGAAUCCUGGACAAAGGCACCUUAUUUAUGCGAAGGUGAUCUUCGACAAUCAUUCUAUUGGCUGAUCGAUAUUAUUGUUGUACUUUCCAAAACGACUACUUAAGUAUAUGUAUGUAUAUUAUAUUAUGUAUUAUGUAUAAUAAACUUCCUAAUA